Molecule: messenger RNA, 717 nt
Organism: Cylicocyclus nassatus
Lineage: Eukaryota; Metazoa; Nematoda; Chromadorea; Rhabditida; Strongylidae
Source: the annotation of a GenBank genome assembly
CUUUUGCGACAUACCAGUGGUUCAUUCAAGGAGAGGCAGCUAUCUAAGCUAAAAGGCAACAUUCCUUUCUUUAUGCAGGGUUGCGUCAGCGCAGUCUUGAUGAUGAUGGCGACUGUUUCGUAUUAUAUUCUUCCUAUGAUCGCGACAACGAGACUGCAACUGACCAUUGUGAACACACUCAACUGGGAGCUGAUAUUGACCAGCAACGGCAUCAUUCUUAUCAUUUUCAACAGAUCGUUCCGGCGCAUAUUUCAUCCACGACUGUUGUUCAAAAAGACGAAGAGAAUUGUUGGAAAGAUUUUUACUGUUUCAAUGCGAAUAAAAAUUGAUGCAACAAUACUUUACGCAAAUGAUGAGUGCAAAUCAAUAUGGUAUAAUGCUGGCUUUCCCAAUGCCGUUUGCUACGACUGUAGCCAGGCGAAGCAGUCUGGCGUCUCAGUCGGAACGGUAACGCAGGGAACGGCAUUCAUGAACUUCAUUGAGCUUCUGCAUCAUCAGAUAUUGAGCUGAUUUGGGGAAGAAUGUGUUUCAAAGAAGAAAUUGGUUUGAUGCGCUAGCGCUGUUGCUAUCGCUAAAUCUAUCGUUAUGCGUUAUCCCUAUCGGCUAUCGCUAUCCUUUCCUCUCUGGGUAAUGCCAUCGCAGCUGUCUCAACUGUUUCCAGUAUGUUUGAAAGUGCUGGUGCUUAAAUUUUUUCCCUUUUCAAGCGAAGUAUAUACC